AUGAUAGCAGUCUUCAUCCCAAUAAUCUCCAUAAUCCUAAUCAACACCCUAGGAAUCGCAACCCACGGCCCGCACGGCAAGCGUCUACGCACGGCUGGAAUGCGUGGCGGCGCCCUGCUUGGCCGUGGGUCUUUCUGGAAUGUCAACAACGGCUGCAUGGGGGUAAUCUACUCCGUCUUGACCGGUGCUACCCUGCAAAUCAUUAUAAAGUUAGUGAUCGGAGGGCUGAGGCCGCACUUCCUCACUGUUUGCGAUCCUCAAAUCGACGGCGUUCAAGGAAUGGGAUACGGGGGGUUAUAUUUCGACACGAGUGUCUGUAGAGACCACACAGACCCCAAAAGACGAGACGAGAUCGCCAACGCGAUGCAGAGCUUCCCAUCCGGCCACUCCAUCGCCGCCUGGGCCGGCCUCUUGUACCUAAGCCUGUACUUCAACGCGCACCUAAAGAUAUUCUCAAACUACCACCCCUCGUACUGGAAACUCCUCCUCUUCAUUACGCCCAUGCUCGCAGCCACACUAAUCGUUGGCUCACUGUCGCUGGACAUGAGCCACAAUUGGUACGACACAGUUGUCGGUUCGGUAAUGGGCGUUGUCAUGGCCAUUCUCUCAUACAGGAUGUGCUUUGCUGCGGUUUGGGACUUCCGUUUUAAUCACAUCCCGCUCGCCCGGGAUCCACGGAUCCCCGGAUUCGGUUACAGCAUCGAGGAGCUGGAGGAUUGGAGUGGGGGAUGUGCCACCAGAAGGGGUGGCUGGGGCGUUGCGAGACGGUACACGACUUUCAACCACAGGUGGGGUGCCCCGGGGGAUUGCGCAUUUCAGAGUGCCGGGGUGAGUAGCGGGUUGGGGGGUGUCGAUUCUAUGGACGGGCAGAGGCGCCAUUGACACGACCAUGAAUACCCGAGUGGAACGUAUGAGUACGGUACUCGAGUACCGUACUCGAACACAGCGAGAAGUGGGCUGAUGGGGUUGGCUGUGCUAAAUGGAGCCGGGGGGCCCCCGUUUAAUCCCAAAACUAAAAACAGAAUACAAUAUGUCAUUUCCUUUAAUUUCACCUUCCUUUUCCUGCCUUCUAACUCCAUUCCACCGGGCAGCAAAUGAUACCUUUCCAUUCACCACCUUCCUAUAUUUUCAUUUCCAUAUACCCCCUACAUCCCCCACCAAUCACCCACCUGUCCUGUACCUUAAUACCAAGUAAAAUAUCAUACCACAAAUUAACAAUC
Tuber melanosporum (Perigord truffle) is the source of this 1220-nucleotide messenger RNA. RefSeq lists its product as uncharacterized. Bases 1 to 882 code for a protein of 293 amino acids. The record is from RefSeq and is a predicted model, not a curated record. The transcript has a single exon. Gene Ontology annotation, molecular function: phosphatidate phosphatase activity. Gene Ontology annotation, biological process: phospholipid metabolic process. Lineage: Eukaryota; Fungi; Ascomycota; Pezizomycetes; Pezizales; Tuberaceae.